Molecule: messenger RNA, 964 nt
Organism: Staurois parvus
Lineage: Eukaryota; Metazoa; Chordata; Amphibia; Anura; Ranidae
Source: the annotation of a GenBank genome assembly
AUGCAUGAAAAAGAAGAAUUAAAGCUAAGAGUUCAUGGCUAUAUCUCAGAGGUUGCCAGAAUUGAAACAUUAAUGGCAGCCAAGGAGCAAGAGAAUCGAGAGCUUCUAGAUCAGUUCAGAAUGAUGCACAGCCAGGCUGAAGAAUGGGAAGUUAAGGCACAAAACGCUGUAGGUGAGAGUAGCUCUGUAAAAAUGGAGUUACUAUCUGUUGAUACAGAUAGAAGACAUUUGCGAGAAAGAGUGGAAGACCUGGAGAGCGAAGUCCGAGAGCACAUGAAUGCUCACCAGGCUUAUGAAGCUCAGAUAUCAUCCAUGACUAAAGCAGUGUCCAAAUUAGAGGAGCAACUCCGACAUGAACUGGAUGAAAAGGCUUUGAUCCUGUCUGACUUGGCAUCAGUCAGAGAGCUGUGCGUAAAACUGGACUCUAGCAAAGAGCAGUUCUCCCGGCAGCUAACUGCUCGAAACAUGGAAUAUGAAAGACUCAUGGGUGAAUUGGAUGAUACAAAAUCAGAAACUGAACUUCUUAAGAAGCAAUUGGCUAGUGAGAGGCUUACUAUUAAGAACUUGGAAACUUUGCUUGCCACCAAUAGAGAGAGGGAGUUUCAGAGUCAUCUUACUACCCAUGAGAAGGACUCUGAGAUUCAGCUGCUGAAAGACAAACUUACCCUUUCUGAGAGUAAACUCAACUCCCAGUCUCGAGAAGUGGCUAUGCUCCGAAAUAAACUUACACAGUUGCAGUCUGACUAUGAUGUUGCAAGACGACAACUCACUACAGAAAAGUUUGAAAGGGAGCGAGCAGUUCAGGAAUUACGCAGACAUGGGCUUUCCACGUCAUCAUUGCGGUUCAUCACCACUAACAUCCACAAUGAAAUCACUUUCUCUAUCUCCAGAACGCUCCAUAUUAAGAUCUGUAGAUCGAGCCUCUGAUAAAACAGCAGAAAAAAGUGUGAGCUUUAAGGAAUGA